UUCGUUGCCACUGUCAAGCUAACGUACAAUUCUUGCAGCUUCGCAGUGAAAACAAGGGGAUAUCGUUCUGAAGCUUCGUGAAGUUGGAAUACCCAUUUUCGUCCAAAAAAAAAAAAGAAAGUACAUUUGCGCAUGAUCCUUCCUCAUUUUGCAAUCUUUCAAUGAUCCAACUCCUUCAUGUGAAAAAGUCAUGCGUGAGAGAUGAGUAGGAAUUCUUUCUAUUCUUUGAUUCUAUUUUUCACAAUCACUUAUGGUUCUUGUUUGAUUUAUCAGGUAGAUUGUGAACAUGAUCCACGGGUUGGGUCACAAAGGGAAGCUUUGGAUAUAAGCAUUGGCGGUGGUGGCUAUACUCCUGCUCCUAGUACUGAAUAUGAGGAUCGCCCACCUCCUCCACCCUUUCCCGAAGCCAGCUAUCCACCAUCACCUCCAAAACAUGUCUGUCCUCCAACACUGCCACCCCCAUCUCCAUCUCCAUCUCCAAAAACACCACCUCUUCCUCCUCCUAGUUCAUCGUCCAAUGUAUCCAAAAAUAUCGUAAGGGAUAAAACAAUUCAGGAAUUCAGUAAAAAAAUUACUUUCGAUCCCAUGGGCAUAACAAGAUCAUGGAACAGGGAAGACAAAAAUGUGUGUAGAUAUGAUGGAUUUGCAUGUGAUUACAGGCCUGACAAUGGUGUGCUAUCUGUGGCAGCAGCCGACUUCAACGGUUGCAACUUCGGCGGCCCUGAUCUUCAGAUUAAAGAUUUCCUUGAUAAAUUGGAGGAUUUAACUAUCUUCCAUGCAAACUCCAACAAUUUCACUGGGAUUUUUCCCAGUGAAAUAGGGUCUGAAAACAUCAAAUUCUUAUUCGAGCUCGAUCUGAGCAACAACAAGUAUACGGGUGGAUUCCCCAUGUCAGUUCUUUCUGCCACCAACUUAACCUUCUUAGACAUCAGAUACAAUUCAUUUUCUGGGCCAGUUCCAGGAGAAGUGUUCAAUCUAGACCUAGACGUGCUUCUCCUCAACAACAACCAAUUCACUCAACAGCUUCCUGAAAAUAUUGGCUCUACCCCUGCCUUAUAUCUCAAUUUUGCCAACAACCGUUUCACUGGUCCUAUUCCAAGCAGCAUUGGCAAUGCUAAAAAUUUACGAGAGGUGCUUUUCUUGAACAACAACUUCACAGGGUGCUUGCCAUAUGAGAUUGGUUUCUUGAAAAAAGCCACCGUGUUUGAUGCGAGCUACAACAAGCUGACUGGCCCAAUACCGCAAUCAUUUGCCUGCUUGAAAAAGAUAGAGAUCCUUAACCUGGCUAAUAAUGAGUUUUAUGGGUCGGUGCCGGAGAUGGUGUGCAUGCUCCCAAAUCUGAAAAACUUGUCCAUAUCCGGCAACUAUUUCACUCAGAUCGGACCGAAGUGCAGGAAGUUGAUUCGAUUGAAGAGGCUUGAUGUUGGAAAAAAUUGCAUUUUGGACCUUCCAAAUCAGAAAAGAGUGGAGCAGUGUAGACAAUUCUUCUCCAAGCAGAGACAAUGUCCGAAUGAGAAAUCACUCUCCAGUAUUCCUUGCAGCAAGAGCUAUCGCAACACAGCAGCCAAGUUUGCUCAGCAAUCAGCAGUUGCAACUCCACCUAUAUCAUCUGGUUCCAUUUCACCACAAAAUAAGUUAUAAUUUUAAUUUUAUGGAGGCCCAUUUAAGUGUGUCUUCACCAUUGGCAUUGGGGCUCUGUAUACAAAUUAAGAGUCAAUGCAUAUUUGCACAAGUAUCUAAAAAUAUCUAAAUAAAUCUAAGACGUAUAAUGUUCUACUCC
This is a messenger RNA of Manihot esculenta (cassava), 1780 nucleotides long. RefSeq lists its product as uncharacterized. The record is from RefSeq and is a predicted model, not a curated record. The coding region runs from base 202 to 1641 and encodes 479 amino acids. Gene Ontology annotation, molecular function: protein binding. The transcript has a single exon. Lineage: Eukaryota; Viridiplantae; Streptophyta; Magnoliopsida; Malpighiales; Euphorbiaceae.